ACCAAAUCAAUGCGUGGAAGGCACAUGAAUGCUGUCAGCUGGGGUUUAUGUCUGCCAAGUCAGUGUUCGAUGGAGUCUGUAUCGACUGUAGGCAAGGUGAUGGCGCGGAAUUCUCAUCUGAUAGCGAUGUCUGACGACCCUGCGGUUACUGUCAGCUACUGCCAUCUAGCGGGCGAAGUUAGAAACUACGGGUUCGGAGCUCGCGUGUUUUUCAUCGUAAUGCUAUGUUUGUUGAUAACUGCAAUCAUAUGCACAUAUGGUAAUAACAACACGUUCAUAAAAACAUCUCAUUCUUUUGCGGCGAAGGUAAUGAAAAUAUUCUGCAUUAAGACCAACUAUGCAACAUUAUUCCACGUGCAAAGCUCAGAGAUAUCAGCCAUGAAUGGCAUAAGGUUCCUGUCAGCCGUUUUUGUGAUCUGGGCGCAUGUAUACAUGUUUACUAAUAUUGCUGGAUUAUCCAACUCGUUGGAUAUGGAUAAGGAUGCAGGAACACUGACUGGAAUAUUCCUUCACCACAUGGAUUUACUUGUGGAUACCUUCUUCGCCUUCUCUGGUCUUCUUCUUGUUAACAGUCUGCUCUCUGCCAGGGGUAGCACACACUCAAGCAAGAAGACAGAGGAGCGACUAUUGCACUCAUUUUUCCCUAUGUUAAUAGGAACUUUGGCUGUGGCUAUUUCCUUCAUGACUGUUAUAUCAGGGGAUAUGGACCACGGCCCAUUAUGGCGCAGAUUCGCUGUAUCCGAACAGGAUAUAUGCGUGAAGAAUUGGUGGAGAUGUUUGUUGAUGCUAAAUACCAGUGCCAAGGAAAUGGUAAAAAAGACUAACGACAUCGAAUUGUAUAAGUUGACCAGGAAAAUAAAGAACCUCGUGUGGUUCUAA
Manduca sexta (tobacco hornworm) is the source of this 879-nucleotide messenger RNA. RefSeq lists its product as uncharacterized. The annotation marks the transcript as partial. The record is from RefSeq and is a predicted model, not a curated record. NCBI's taxonomy places the organism in Eukaryota, Metazoa, Arthropoda, Insecta, Lepidoptera, Sphingidae. The transcript has 6 exons.